Molecule: messenger RNA, 1812 nt
Organism: Chenopodium quinoa (quinoa)
Lineage: Eukaryota; Viridiplantae; Streptophyta; Magnoliopsida; Caryophyllales; Amaranthaceae
Exons: 1
Coding region: 1-1812 (603 amino acids)
Source: RefSeq, a predicted model, not a curated record
AUGAAUUCCGUUGGUGAUGGAGGUUUCGCUCAAGGCCGAUCCGCAAAUCGUCCUCCUCUCUUUUGUGGCAACAACUUUGCUCAUUGGAGAUCGCUAAUGCAAAUGUUCGUGAUUGAUCAAGAUCUUGAGCUCUGGGAGAUUAUAAAGAAAGGUCCUAAAGUUCCCAUGAAGACGACAGAAAGUGGAGCAGCCGUUCCCAAAGAUGAUGAUGAGUUCAACCAGACGGAUCUUGAAAAUGUGGCAAAAAAUUAUCGUGCUAUGAACUUGCUGUAUUGUGGAUUAGAUGCGAAUGAAUUCAACCGUGUGUCUACAUGCAAAAGCGCCAAGGAGAUAUGGGAUAAGCUCGUGGUCACAUAUGAAGGAACAAGCCAAGUGAAGGAGACCAAAAUCAACAUUUUCCUUCGACAAUAUGAACUCUUCAAAAUGCUGUCAAAUGAGUCUAUCAAAGAGAUGUUCACAAGGUUUACUCAGAUUAUAAAUAACCUUGAUUCUCUUGGGAAGUCAUUCUCAAACAAAGAAAAAGUCAGAAAAAUUCUCCGAUGUCUUCCAAAAUCAAAAUGGGGACCAAAGGUGACCGCAAUUGAAGAGGCUCAAAAUUUGAGAACUCUAUCUCUAGACGAUCUUCUUGGGAAAUUAAUUACCCAUGAGAUGUCUCUGAAUGAAGAAGAUGGAGAGCCUACCUCAUCUACUAAAGGGCUAGCUCGCAAAGCCAAAAAGGAAGAUAUCUCUACUAAUGAUGAAGAAUCUGAUAAUGAUGGAGAUGAUGAAGAUCCUUUUGAUCUUAUUGCUAGAAGUCUUGCAAAGAUCCUCAAAAUGAAGAAAAAGUUUCCUAGAAGCAAGAACAACAAUCGGACAGAGAAAUACAAGAGCAAAUCAUUCAACAAAGUCAAUACCUUGAAGUGCUACGAAUAUGGAGAUGAUGAUCACCUUGUAAAGGAUUUCCUUAAAAGAAGAAAAAGACAGUUAGGCAAAAGAGAUUAUAAGAAGAAAUCUAUGGUUGCCUCAUCGAGUGACUCAGAUUCAAGUGAUUCCGAUGAUGAACAAGCUAAUCUAUGUCUUAUGGCGGGUCACAAUGAUGCAAAAGAUGAGCACCUCCAGGUAAUCGUAAACAAUUUAAUUGCCAGGCCUACUAAUGUUCUUUUUGAUUUUUUACGUAACAUGCUUGUGAAUGAAGAAAGCUUAAUUCAAGAAUCGAAGAUUCUUAAAGAAAAGCUGAGCAAACAAGUGAGCAUAUCUGACAAUUUGGCUAAGGAAUUAGCUGAUCUCAAAGCAGCCCAGUCCACUUUUGAAAACAAGGUUAAGACCUCAGAGUCAGCUUUUGACACAGAAGUCAAGUCCUUGAAAACUGAAAACACUGCUUUAAAGCGUAAGCUUACUUCUCUAAGUUAUUAUAAUAAUAAACUAGAGAAAGAAAAGAAAACUCUUACUGGGAAAUGCAUAGAGCAGCAUAAUGUCUUGGUUAGAUUUACCCAGUCAAAAGCAACACUUGAUAAGAUGUUGGGUGUACACCAAUCAUCCUUAAAUAAGAGUGGUCUUGGAUACAACAAAAAUUUUCCUAAGAAAAACCCGACCACUUUUGUAAAAGCUAAGGAUAAUUGGCGAACCCCUAAAUGUUUUUACUGUUGCAAGAAGGGUCAUACUAAGUUAACAUGUCCUUUUAGAAGAAAUGACCAUUAUAUUGUUAAGAAUUCUUUUCCUUUUUAUUUUCGAGACCAAAUCAAGCAAAUAUGGGUUGUUAAAGGAACUAGACCACCAAACAUGGUCCAUCCUGACUAUGACUCCAAAUUUGCAAGUUGGUCUAGAAAGGUUUAA